AUAAAGUAAAAGAAAAUUUGGAGGACCUGCGUAUAUAUACGAGAGAGAGAGGGGGGGGGAGAGAGAGUCACUUCAACCAUCUCCUCCUACGAUCCUCGAUCUCGAGAGGUAGGGAUACAAUUGGAUUCGUUCAUGGACGAAAGUCACGCGAAGCAGAUCCUCGAGCAGCAAGUGCUGACCGUGGCCAGGGCCGUCGAGGACAAGAUCGAUGACGAAAUUGCGGCACUCGAUCGGCUGGACCUCGACGACUUCGAGGCCCUGCGGGAGCGCAGGUUGCAGCAGCUGAAGAAGAUGGCCGAGAAGCGGAGCCGCUGGCUCUCCCUGGGCCACGGUGAGUACACUGAGAUCCCCGAGAAGGAAUUCUUCGCCGCUGUCAAGGCCAGCGAUCGUGUUGUCUGCCAUUUCUACCGCGAGAAUUGGCCUUGCAAGGUGAUGGACAAGCAUCUGAGUAUUCUUGCAAAGCAACAUAUAGAGACACGCUUUCUGAAAAUUCAUGCUGAGAAAAGUCCCUUCUUGACUGAGAAGCUCAGGAUCAUCGUACUACCUACUCUUGCUCUUGUAAAGAAUGCCAAAGUUGAGGAUUAUGUGGUUGGUUUUGAUGAGCUUGGAAGCACCGAUGACUUCAGUACAGUAGAGCUGGAGGAACGAUUAGCCAAGUCGCAAGUUAUCUCCUUCGAGGGUGAAGCAUCAUCUUAUCCAACCAAGUCCAACAAAACCAAGAGAAGUGUCCACCAAUCCGAAACAGCUGACUCGUCUGACUCUGAUUAAUCCUAUGCUUACGUCAGUUUAUUCAAUGGAAUUAGUGAAAAAUAUUCCACCCGUUUAUUCUUGAUAUUAUGCAUCUGUCUCCAGAGAAUUAUUUAGCUUCACCCACGCUGUCGUGGGAUUGAACCUUUGAUUUCAUGAUAUUGAGAGAUGCCUUUGGGAUUGAACCUUGAAGUUUUCUCGAGUGAUGUCGCCUCUCCAAAUCAGGUGACACAAAUCAAGUAAGAAAAGUUUCUGGGGUAAUGUUUCUUUUCUUACAAGAUAUUGGAGUGACGUUUCUUUGCUUGACUGAAGGUCUUGCCUAAUUUAUAGAAGUUUGAUGUUAUGAUCUCAA
Musa acuminata AAA Group (dessert banana) is the source of this 1099-nucleotide messenger RNA. RefSeq names its product thioredoxin domain-containing protein 9 homolog. The transcript has 4 exons. Gene Ontology annotation, biological process: microtubule cytoskeleton organization. Lineage: Eukaryota; Viridiplantae; Streptophyta; Magnoliopsida; Zingiberales; Musaceae. Gene Ontology annotation, cellular component: cytoplasm. The record is from RefSeq and is a predicted model, not a curated record. The coding region runs from base 133 to 768 and encodes 211 amino acids.